Messenger RNA from Salvia miltiorrhiza (redroot sage), 1506 nucleotides. RefSeq names its product putative UPF0481 protein At3g02645. The record is from RefSeq and is a predicted model, not a curated record. The coding region runs from base 1 to 1506 and encodes 501 amino acids. Lineage: Eukaryota; Viridiplantae; Streptophyta; Magnoliopsida; Lamiales; Lamiaceae. The transcript has a single exon.
AUGUUACCAAAUCCAAGCUUUGACGAACAUCGUUGGGUGAUCCACAUUCGUAAAGCAUUAGACAAUGAAGAUGAUGAUCUACAACAAGAAUCCCAUAUCUAUGCCUCAAUCUUCAACGUUCCCAAAACACUUGUGCUCACCAGCCCGGAAUCCUACGUGCCACAGCUAGUAGCGUUAGGCCCGUACCACCACUCCCGGCCCGAACUAUACCAGAUGGAAAGGUACAAGCUCUCUGCAGCCCAAAGAUCACAAAAAAAUAUCCCCCUCAAAUUGCACAACCUCGUGCACCAAUUAUCCCGGGCCGAGCAUAGGCUUCGGGCCUGCUACCACAAGUUCCUUAAUCUCAACGGCGACACCCUGGCCUGGAUGAUGGCCGUCGACUCGUGUUUCUUGCUGGAUUUCCUCGAGGGCAAAUCGGGCCAAGAACCGGGCCUGCAUGACACCCUCCUUAGAGACAUUCUGAUGCUGGAGAAUCAGGUCCCUCUGUUUUCACUAAAGAAAACGUUGGAAUUCCUGUCGGGCUCAGCGGAUGGAGCUGAUGAUCGCCUCUAUGCAAUGGCCAUCGGGCUUUGCAGAGACGUCUCACCUUUUGUGAUCGUCCAAGAAUCAGACGGCGUUGAUCAGAUUAACAGAUCUACUCAUCUCCUGGAAUUCUUGUACAAUUUGAUAGUUCCAAGAUCGUCGGAGAUAACACUAGAACUAGAUGAGGACGAACAGGGCCCGAACAAGGCCAGAGCAGACCCGUUUAGUUUGAUGAAGAGAUUAGUGUCGUCUAAACCCGUCAGCUUCAUUCUCACAUUACCUUGGAAGAUCAUUUCCAAUCUUCCAGGCAUAAUAAUGUUGAAACAGGUGGAGUACUUGUGUUUCUGUCAAGAAACACGAGACGAGAACAACAACAACAACAACAACAACGACAACAGUCAUUUACUCAUGGAGGAAAUCACGAUCCCUUCGGUAACCCAACUUUCCAACGCGGGCAUAGAAUUCGCAAAGACGGAUUCCGGCAUUCCAGGCAUAAAUUUCAACAGGAAAACAGCUACGUUCCAUCUGCCGGCGUUUUCAGUCGACGUGAACACGGAGGUCGUGAUGAGGAACCUCGUGGCCUAUGAGGCGUCAUCACGGCCGUUGAUCUGCACGCGAUACACGGAACUGAUGAACGGAAUCAUCGACAGCGAGGAAGAUGCAAGGAUUUUGAGGGAAAAGAGGAUUAUUUUGAACUAUUUGAAGAGCGAUCAAGAAGUGGCGGACUUGUGGAACGGCAUGAGCAGGUCAAUUAGAAUGACGAAAGUGGGCUUCUUGGAUAAAGUCAUUGAAGAUGUGAACGACUACUACAAUGGUAGAUGGAAGGUUAGGAUUGGAAAGUUGAUGAGAAGAUAUGUAUUUGGAUCGUGGCAGUUGAUCACGUUUUUGGCUGCUGCUAUGCUGUUGUUUUUUGUGAGUUUGCAAUCAUUUUGCUCGUUGUUGGGCUGUGCUCGUCUGCUUUUAGGUCGUCCUGCUGAUGUAUGA